Molecule: messenger RNA, 3949 nt
Organism: Cheilinus undulatus (humphead wrasse)
Lineage: Eukaryota; Metazoa; Chordata; Actinopteri; Labriformes; Labridae
Gene: chrna11
Product: cholinergic receptor, nicotinic, alpha 11
Exons: 10
Coding region: 118-1725 (535 amino acids)
Biological process (GO): signal transduction; chemical synaptic transmission; monoatomic ion transmembrane transport
Cellular component (GO): synapse; neuron projection; postsynaptic membrane
Molecular function (GO): acetylcholine-gated monoatomic cation-selective channel activity; transmembrane signaling receptor activity
Source: RefSeq, a predicted model, not a curated record
GCUAUAGACCCAAUGGGGCCCAUAAGCCCAGAACAUUUUGAAUGAAGCCUCAAAUUGUCACUGCAGGGUCCACACCAGAGGAACCUGCUGAAGAACCUCCUGAAGGACUACAACCGGAUGGAGCGGCCAGUGGCCAACGACUCCCACCCGCUCACCGUGGUCUUCACCCUCAGUUUGAUACAGAUCAUGGACGUGGAUGAGAAGAACCAGGUCCUCACCACUAACAUAUGGCUACGGAUGAGCUGGUACGAUCACUACCUCCAGUGGAACCAGAGCGAACACCCUGGCGUGAAAAACCUCCGCUUCACUACAGAUCAAGUGUGGACGCCUGACAUCCUCCUCUACAACAGUGCAGAUGAUGACUUUGACUCCACCUUUAAGACCAAUGUGCUGGUGAACUCCAGUGGCUACGCUGAGUACCUCCCUCCAGGAAUCUUUAUGAGCACAUGUAACGUGGAUGUGCGCUGGUUCCCCUUUGACAUCCAGAGGUGUGAACUGAAGUUUGGCUCCUGGACGUACGACGGCUGGCUGCUGGAUCUCCAGAUGAGCGACGCAGACAUCUCAGGCUACAUGCCUAAUGGAGAGUGGGACCUGAUAGGAGUGCCAGGCACCAGAAGUGAGAUGUUCUAUGAUUGCUGUAAAGAGCCGUACCCUGAUGUAACGUUUGUUGUGACAAUACGGAGGAGGACGCUCUACUACGCUCUGAACCUGCUCAUCCCCUGCGUGCUGCUGUCUUCUAUGACUCUGCUCAUCUUUGUGCUGCCAGCUGACUCUGGGGAGAAGAUCUCACUGGGUAUCACCGUGCUGCUGUCUCUCACUGUGUUCAUGUUGCUGGUUGCAGAAAUUAUGCCUGCCACAUCAGACUCAGUCCCUCUCAUAGGUCAGUACUUUGCCAGUAUAAUGAUCAUCGUUGGGAUGUCAGUCAUCGCCACAGUCAUCGUUCUGCAGUAUCAUCACCAUGAUCCAAACGGAGGAAACAUGCCUAAAUGGGUGCAGCUUGUCUUGCUACAAUGGGUGGCCUGGUUUCUGCGCAUGAAGCGACCUGGAGAGAACGACGAUCCAGAAAGACCCCCAUGUGCCCCACACUUGCGGCGCUGCUCCUCAGGCUCACAGAGUGGCAGCAUCCCGAACCCUCCAGACCCAACUCUCCAUCCGCUGCACCCACAGAACCUUGCUCCACUCCAGACAGGCCCCCUCCACGCCGGGCACCCUGUUCUUCACACCCAGUCGAGCGCCAACAACAAUGGAAACCUUCUUUACAUGGGCUUCCAGAGCAUGGACGACCCUAGCAUUCUCUCUGAGUCUCUGCAGAGGAAUAAUCUUUCCGCGGGGCCUCCACGAGUAGCAGGAAGCCCGCCACCUCAUCUCCCGUCGCAGUUCUGCAGCUCUCCGCCGCCUCCUACACCCAAUAUGGAUACUGUAGGCUGCCCCAGCACUGUCUCCAGUGGUGGGGGCUUUGGAGGUGGAGCUGGAGGGCUCGGAGGCUGUUCGUCUGCUGGAGGAGACCCCCAGCUGCAGGCGAUCCUGGAGGAGGUGCGGUACAUGGCGGACCGUUUCCGGGAGCAGGACGAGUCUGAAAGCAUGGCAGACCAGUGGAAAUUUGCAGGCGCUGUAAUCGACCGCCUGUGUCUUGUGGCGUUCAGCGUCUUCAACAUCAUAUGCACCAUCUCCAUCCUCAUGUCAGCUCCUAACUUUGUGGAGGCUAUUUCAAAGGACUUUGUUUGAAAGGAAAAAAAAAGGAAGGAAAAGUGAAGGAAAGUAUGAUGGGAAGUAAAUAUUGGAUGAAGGAUGGAACGGGCCCAGAUCCAAGGAAACACAAUUUCCAGUGGACUGUUGGCGCUGUGAUUUGUGAUCACGAGAGAACUGGGAAAUGGGGAAAAAAGGGGGGUUUACUUUGCAAUACAUUCUGUUUUGUAACUGAAAUAAAAGGAGAAAACAGAUGAGGAAGGGGAUGCAGAGUGAACUUGGAAUGAGAUUAAAGGGGGCAGUGUGCUUUAUCAGAUUUUUGACAAGGUGGAAGGGAUUUAUGUGGUUAUUUCAGAGACUUCCCCUUCAAAUUAGGAGAAAGAUGAGUCAGAAAGAGAAAAAGAAAGAAGAUCCUAAAGCAAAGGAGAGAUUGAGAGAGUAAGAAAGAAAAGGAGACAGGCAUUAGAAAGUGCUAGAUAAAUAAGACAGACAUUUGGCUGUUUUAUUUUCUCAAGCAGGGAAGACAGUCCUUAACUCCCACAUGUCGAGAAAAGACCGCAUCGUUUAAAGUGAUGUAAAGAGGAGAGCUUGGGUUGAGGAGAGAGAGAGACUUUUACAAGGACAGACUGCAAAGAGCAGUUGUGAGGGACUGACAUUUUAUCCCUCUUGACAUGGGUAAUGAUAGGCGAAGGGAUGUUGGAAUAUUCAAAAAGCAGACUGAAGAUCAGGAAUGCUGCAGCAGAGAGGAAAAGAAGAGGUUCUCAUCAAUCAUUCAAUCACAUUCAUCUAAUGACCGUCAAAUUGAAAGACCUUGGAUAAUCUUUAAGACUAAUCAGCUUUUAAAAGAUGAAGUCUCUCUCUGCUCACACACCACUUUAAAUUUCCAAGGCCUUAUCUCUUUGAAAUGAUUGCCAAUCUGCAACAAUCAGCAGAGAUCAAAAGCUGCACAGCAGCGGGCACAGUGUGCUGUGCUUAUCUCGACAGGAAACUGAAUUAACCGGCCAUCAACGACGGAAUGGCCAGUAGCUGCCACAGAGUGGAGGCUUGAACCAAUAAUUACUCAUUGAGCAGUUACCUAACUGUAUCCGGCAGGUCCUGAUAGACUGACAGAUCUCACUGGAGUUCAUACUAAAGGUUUAAACACUGAAAAACAUGAGAGGCAUAAAAAGGGAGAAAACCAUUAAAAAUCCCCAAAUCUGUUCUUUGUUCUUACGAGUGAUUUCACAUUCAUCUAAAUGUACCAUGAGUCUUAAAUAGAGCUGUUUGCUAUGUGUUUGACUUGGAGUUGUUAAAGUGGUAAUUCCAAAGGUUUGAAUUUAAGACCUGACCUUCAGCCCGAGUGCAUCUUACAAAUGGAUACCAUAAAAUAAAGAGGGUCUUAAAUUAGUCUGGGUUUGGUUGAAUUGAGCCGUUUUAUCUACUUUUAGUCAGUCAGGCAACCAUGAAUAACUUUCUUGUGUUUCUGCUGCCAUUAUAAAUGCCAGUAAGUUUAAAUUUUAAACUUUCUGAAGGAUGGCUGUUUGAUUUUAACAAACUGUGUAAUGUAUCAACAGUUACUGGUCAACACUGAGGGCAGAUCUUUUUUAUACUUGCCAAGGCUGUGCCCACAGCCCUGGCAUGUAUAAGACCCCCCCCCCCCAAAUCCUCCUGCCCUAAAAAGGCCCCGCUGCAAGUCAUCAUAUUCACAAGGUGGAAAUUGUUAAUUUCAAGCUCUUAAAUGGUAGCUUGAUCACAUUAAUGUGUUACAGCUUUGCAAAGUGUGUAUACUGUGAAGAAAAACUGAAAAGCUAUCUCUUCAAUUCUUCUUGAAUAAUCGAUUAAUCAAUAAGACCAUAAAACAGAAUCUGUGGAGAUAUCGGGCUAAAAUCAAGUCCAAACAGCAUAUUUGAUUUCCUUCAGAUAUCAUCAGACAUUAGUGACAGUUAUCAUCCUCCUUGAAGGAUGCUAACAAGGAAAGUUUGGCGCUAAUGCUUGUCUUUUAAACUAGCUUGAAAGUAAAACUUCACAUUGUAAGCUUAUCAGCACAGCUUAAAAGGCUAUGUUACAUCCAGUCAAUUCUUAGCUCAUGUUAUAUUAUGGUGUACUGAGUGGAGUCUGGCAGACAUACGUCUCUUAUGGCCACUCUCACAGACCGUUCAUCUGAGACACCCUAUAUCUCAGAAAGGAGGUGUCGUAAUUUGCCAGUUCAACGUACUGCCAGUUAUGGAUUUUUUUUUAAUUCAACUUUACUCAUAAACAAAGUCUGGUAGUGACAUUCAUGAAA